This is a messenger RNA of Anolis carolinensis (green anole), 5387 nucleotides long. RefSeq names its product ring finger protein 123 (gene rnf123). Gene Ontology annotation, molecular function: ubiquitin-protein transferase activity; protein binding. NCBI's taxonomy places the organism in Eukaryota, Metazoa, Chordata, Lepidosauria, Squamata, Anolidae. Bases 168 to 4133 code for a protein of 1321 amino acids. Gene Ontology annotation, cellular component: cytoplasm. The transcript has 39 exons. The record is from RefSeq and is a predicted model, not a curated record.
UUGGGUCUCCCUGCCAAGUGUGUCCCUGUCGGCGUUCCGUAGUUGGGCGGAUGUUGUGAGGAGCCGCUGCCGGCAGGGCUGGGCAGGCGGGCGAGGGAGUGCGCGAGCGAGGGAGCCUGGCGCGCGGUGGCGUUUAAUGUUAGUGGCCAUUCACACGGACCUGAAUUAUGACAUCAAGAGGUUCUGGCACAACAUUUUCUCGGAAGAAUUACAGGUUAAGCACAGAGCCAGAAAAGUCCAUGAUCGCAGGAAUAGUGAACAGCAAGCUCUUAAAUGAUUACCUGCAUCGCAUCUUCCCCAGUGCUGAGGGAAUUCAACCUACUGCUGCCUACAGAAAGCACCUGUCCUUCCAAAAUCUACAAGAACACAUAGAACAUUUGCUGACAGAAAAUGGCGGGUCUGAAGAUGGUCAAGAUCAGGUAGUAGAGGGCAGACUUGGCCCUUCUAUUGUGGUCUUGGAUCACACCAGUGGCUUUGAGGGGCUCUUGCUGGUGGAUGAUGACCUGCUUGGGGUAAUUGGCCAUAGUAACUUUGGCUCUAUCAGAGCUACUACUUGUGUAUAUAAAGGAAAAUGGAUCUACGAAGUUUUGAUUUCUUCCCAAGGCCUCAUGCAGAUUGGCUGGUGCACUCUCAACUGUCGAUUCAAUCAAGAGGAGGGAGUUGGAGACACUCCUGAUUCAUAUGCCUAUGAUGGAAAUCGAGUGCGGAAAUGGAAUGUGACCACCACCAACUAUGGUAAAUCUUGGGCAGCAGGGGACAUUGUCAGCUGUUUGAUAGACUUGGAUGAGGGAAGCAUUUCCUUCUGCCUAAACGGUGUAUCUCUAGGAACAGCUUUUGAUAACAUCUCGCGAGGCUCUGGGAUGGCCUACUUUCCUGCCAUCAGCCUGUCAUUCAAGGAAUCUGUUGCGUUUAACUUUGGGAGCCGUCCACUCCGAUAUCCUUUGACAGGAUACCGGCCCUUACAAGAUAAACCAGCCACAGACCUAGUAAAAGCCCACAAGCUGUUGGGAUACCUGAAAAAUGUUAUUAAUAUUGGAAUAGAUAUUUCGGAAGGGAAGCUGGUGGAGAGGGACUCUUCCACUUGGCAACUCCACGGAGAACCAACAGUACUCAUCACCCUGGCACACAUUUUUAACAAUUUUGCACCCCUUAUGUGCAAAGUGUACUUGGUUGAAGAUGUGCUUAUGAAUUUCCUACUCAGCAUCCUGGAAGGGGGAGGUGCUGUUGAAGCACACCCACUUAUUCAGCAGUUAUUGGAUCUCAUGUGGCUUCUUAUGGAGGAUUAUGAAGUGCACGAAUGCCUCAAGCAGCUGCUGAUGUCCCUACUCAGGGCCUACCGUUUCUCUCCCAUUGUUCCUGAUCUAGGCUUACAAAUUCACUACCUCCGUCUUACUAUUGCUAUCCUGAAGCACGAGAAAUCCAGGAAAUAUCUGCUCCAUAAUGUUCUAUUUGAUGUGUUGCGCUCAGUUGUGUUUUUUUACAUAAAGAGCCCUUUGCGUGUGGAGGAGGCUGGUUUACAAGAACUGAUUCCCACUACCUGGUGGCCAAAUCGCUUCAACAAAGAGGGCAAAGAGACAAAAGAAGUAAAGGAAGAGAGUGCUGAGGAAAGACUGAGGAGGAGAGCAUAUGAGAGAGGCUGCCAGCGACUCAAGAAACGCAUUGAAGUGGUGGAGGAACUCCAAGUGCAAAUACUGAAGUUACUGUUAAACAAUAAAGAUCACGGAGGGGGAGGAGCAUCAAGAUACAUAUUUUUAAAUAAAUUCCGCAAGUUUCUUCAGGAAAAUGCUAGUAACCGAGGGAACCUGACUGUUCUUUGCCCUCCGGAAUAUAUGGUAUGUUUCUUGCAUCGACUCAUCUCAGCCCUGAGACUUUACUGGGAUGAAUACAAGCUGAAGAAUCCUUCCGCACUGAGCAGUGAAGAUGCAUAUGUCCCUCCUCAACUCUUCUAUAAUGGGAAAGUUGAUUAUUUUGACCUUCAGCGACUUGGGGGACUCUUAUCUCAUCUUAAGAAGACUCUCAAAGAUGACUUGGCCUCAAAGGCAAGUAUUCUUAUUGACCCUGCAGAAAUUCAGGCUGUAACAAUGGAUGAUCUUGAUGAAGAUGAAGAGUCAGCGCUGUCAACCGCACAAGUGAGCCUAGCAAUGCUGCAUGAAAUGGGUCAAAGUUUAACUCAACGUCCAGCUGCUGCAUUGGCAAUUGGAGGGGCCUUAGCUCGGCCGAGCUGGCUCAGUUCUCCCACUUUGGGGCGAGCAAACCGUUUCCUCAGUACUGCAGCUGUCAGUCUUAUGACCCCGAGGAGGUCGCCAGGUGCCCUUGAGAAGGUCAAAGUCCGUACACUGAAUAUGGAGCAACGGACAGAGGAAGACAUUGAAGGCAGCCAUGGAAAUGAGGGCCUUUUAUUGGGGAAACCUUCAGAAGAGCCAGAGCAACAAAUCACUGAGAACUCUCUUUUGGAAAUCUUGGAUGGGAUAGUCAUGAUGUACAACCUCAGCGUGCAUCAGCAGCUUGGUAAGAUGGUAGGUGUUUCUGAUGAUGUAAAUGAGUAUGCUAUGGCAUUGAAAGAUACUGAAGAAAAGAUAAGCAGAUGCCCAAAGAGGAGAAUAGAUAUCUGUGAAGAACUGCUGAAAAGCCAGAAGGUUUUCUCUGAGAAGCUUAAUCACUUGAGUCGCCGGCUGGCUUGGAUCAAUGUUACUAUUUAUUCAAAGGAAAAGAUGCAGGACAUAUACUGGCUGCUACGGGUGUGCAUCCGCACUAUUGAGCAUGGAGACAGAGUUGGCUCACUCUUUGCAUUUAUGCCUGAAUUUUAUUUAAGUGUGGCUAUGAAUACAUACAGUGCUCUCAAGAACUAUUUCAGUCCAGUCAACAGCAUGGAGGAGCUUCCAGGCUAUGAAGAGACUUUGACACACCUUGCUGCCAUUUUAGCCAAACACUUUGCUGACUCCAGGAUUGUGGGAACUGACAUCAGAGACUCCCUAAUGCAGGCAUUGGCCAGCUAUGUUUGCUACCCGCACUCACUUCGUGCUGUAGAGAGGAUUCCAGAAGAUCAACGUAUAUCCAUGAUGAGAAACCUCCUGGCCCCCUAUGAGCAAAGACCCUGGGCCCAGACGAACUGGAUCCUUGUACGACUGUGGCGAGGUUGUGGAUUUGGAUACAGGUACACACGGCUUCCUCAUCUGCUGAAAACCAAGCCAGAGGAUGCAAACCUCCCCAGCUUGCAGAAACCUUGUCCAUCCACACUGCUACAGCGACACAUGGCGGACUUGCUGCGAAGCGACCGUGAAAUGGCACCCAGUUUCCUUAAUAGUGUCCUUAACCAACUGAACUGGGCCUUCUCAGAAUUCAUUGGCAUGAUUCAGGAGAUCCAACAAGCUGCUGAGCGCCUGGAAAGAAACUUUGUAGACAGUCGCCAACUGAAAGUGUGUGCAACAUGCUUUGAUCUCUCAGUGAGUCUGCUCAGGGUCUUGGAAAUGACUGUCACUCUGGCUCCUGAAAUCUUCCUUGACUGGAGUCGCCCCUCAUCAGAGCUGUUACUCAGGAGACUUGCACAGCUAUUAAAUCAGGUGCUAAAUCGUGUGACAGCUGAGCGGAACUUGUUUGACAGAGUGGUCAAUCUUCGCCUGCCAGGACUGGAGAGCGUAGACCACUAUCCAAUCCUCGUGGCUGUGACAGGAAUUCUGGUCCGGCUUCUUGUUGAUACAAACUUCCAAGGGGCUGAGCGGGCAACAGCUGUGCUACUGGCAGAUCCUUGUUUCCAACUCCGUUCUAUUCAGUACUUGUUGGGUCACACAGAGCCUGUAGCACUGGGAGUAGCAUCUUCUUCUACUGAUAAGAAACAUUUCUCCUUGCAAAGUUACACUGAUUACAUCAGCCAGGAAGAGCUAGCCAAGGUAGAACAAAUGCUUGGCCACCUCAGUGAAGAGUCCAAGCAGGCUGCAGCCUCCACCUUGCCUACUAGUGAAGAGGAUUUGUGCCCUAUCUGCUACGCACACCCAAUAUCUGCCGUAUUCAAGCCAUGCUCCCACAAAUCAUGCAAAGCCUGCAUCAACCAGCACCUGAUGAACAACAAGGACUGCUUCUUCUGCAAGGCCACCAUCACGGGUGUGGAUGAUUACAUUAAGCCGGCCACCUCCUAGUGCCUGGACCCUGCAGGGCAGGGCCGCAUGCCUGGGCCGCUCCUCCGCAGGGUGGGCUCUACCUCCCUCCCUCCCUCCUCUGAGGACACCUCUGUCAAAGGUGGCUGCUGUUCAGCACAGCUGAGCUCCCUUUUAUUUAUAACACCUCUUGCAGGCCAAGUACUGCUGUAUGCGCCAUUUAGGUCACAUUGUCCCCUUCAGUCCCCUGAAUUUAGGUACAUUUCCUAUCACUUUCAUUGACUCCAAACAGGCAUUGGGCUUUCCGCAUGGGGUAUGUACAAGGGGCAGAACAUACUCAGGUUCUCUACCUCAGCCUGAAUCUGUAGCUCCUUUCCUACAUCUAUCCUGGAAACCCUGCCUUGUACUGUAGCUGGAAACUUGGGUGGCACUGUGGUGCUCCCCUUGAUGGGAGGCCAACUGCUCACCAGCCACGUGUGUUCUUGCCACUGCUGCAGCACUUCGCUAUUUGGCCUUGUGUAUGUGUCUCAGAGUUGGUUCAAAUAUUUAUGCAGACAUACUAUGCAGUAGCUCAUCUGCCUGUACCACCCUAUACAUUGGUUUUGGAGACUGAUGGAGAUUGGAAGUAAUUCUCCAUGUGGAAUCAAGAGGUGGUACAGGUGAGGGAUAGACUGUACCCAUCUGUCUGCCUAAAAUUUUGAAUCUGCUCUUCAGGAAUCUGGUUCCCUUUCUUUGAAGGUGAAGAAAGCCUGGAGAAGCAUAGUGAAAGCUUUUGAAGGCUUUUGUUGUAGGGAGCUUGGUGAUAUGACAAAAGGCACCCUAUGCUGCGACUAACAUAAGUGCAGAGAUCUGAACUAACAUCCAGGCUUCUCCAAGAAAGAAAGAUCGGAUGUCAUAGUGACCAGGAUUUGAUCCCUGCAUUGUAUAGUGGUUGGGAGAAGCAUCAAUUAGACUGAUUAUUCUGGGUUACGAUGGGAGUACAUCUGUCUGCACUGUUAUCUUCCACCAGCCGAAGGUGCCUAUGGCACCAGCCCUUCACUGUGUGACCAGGCUGCCUCUACUAUCCAGGAGGAGAUAAGAUUUUUUUUAAAAAAAACAACAACAACAACAACAAAAACAUUUACUAACUGUGUGUGAGACUUGUAACCUGAAGUGUUGGGGAGGGUAGCAAGCAUUAUGCUUGGAGCAAGGAAUUUAACUUAUGUGCAUCUAUGAAUGUCGCCCUCCUCAAAGCCCCUCCAAACUGGAGAGGGUGUUACUUCCAUAAAAUGGAAUAUUAAAUUAUUAUUCCUUAAA